AUGAGUCGGGAGGCAUAAUAGAAAGUUUUUCUGAAUAGAUUUGUAGUGAAGAAAAAAAUCUCAUCGGGAGCUUUUGGAGUGGUAUUUCUUGUUUUAGAUAAAUAAACAAACUAAGAACAUGCACUAAAAUUAGAAAAAGAAGAUAAUGAAGAGAUGAGAUCUUUAGAAAGGGAAGUGGAAAUUCUGAAAUAACUCAAUGAAGCAGAGGGGACUCCGAAAUUGAUAUGGUUUGGGACAGAGGAUGAAUUCAAUCUCAUGGUUAUACAAUUAUUAGGCAGAGAUCUGUCAUUCUACUUUAGGCAAUAAAAAAAAUUCAGUCUUAAAUGCUCCGUCUAGAUUGCAUAUGACUGUGUGUCAAUACUGAGAAAUAUACACAGUAGGAAUGUUAUCCAUAGAGAUUUGAAACCUGAAAAUAUUUUGAUGUCCAAAGAUAAUGAAAGUCUAUAUAUUGUUGACUUUGGUAUUAGUAAGGUUUAUUGCGUUUAGGGUGAACAUAUGUACAUUUUGCCAUUUCGCAAAGAUAAAACAUUUAUGGGUACUCCAAGGUAUGCCUCAAUUGCAGCGCAUUAAGGCCAUGAAAUAGCCAGGAAAGAUGACAUAGAAUCCUUAUUUUAUGUUGUUCUCUACUUUCUGCGUGGUAGCUUGCCUUGGUAAAAUUUGCCUGUCUCCGAAAACGAAAGAACCAAAGCGGUUGGAGACAUAAAGUAAAACAUUGAUCUAAACGAUUUAUGUGCCAAUCAACCUCACGAAUUAGUGGAGAUCUUGCAAUACAUCAAGACCUUGAGUUUUGCAGAUGAACCUAAUUACUAAUACAUUUUGUAAUUGCUUAAUUAGAUUGCUGAAAACAACUAAUUCAUAUUGGAUGGCAUUUACGAUUGGACGGAAGGUCUAAUGAAAUCUACCAAAAAGUUCAGUUCUCUGGAAUCAAAGAGAUCAUUCGAAUUUAACAAGAUAAAAGAACACUCUCCAGGACCUGUAAUGAAAAGUUCAUCCAAGUUAUCCAAUUAAAUAAUUUGGACAAUCAAUGAAUAACCAUAACACGGACAAUUUCAAAAUUCAUAGUAACAUUUGUUGUAACCUCCUGACCCAAAUAAGAAGCCAGGCCAAAGGAGCGAUUUUAGACAUCUUUCAAAUUCAUCUUCGAAUUCCAAUGUUGGAUCUUUUAGUUCAAUGAAGAUAAAGUACUUGCCAUCUUAAGUUGAAAUUGAAAAGCCGUCUUUAUUUCCCAAAUGGGAAAGGACUUGCGUUUAAUAGGAUUCCCAAUAUCAAGAUUGGAUGGAUGAGAACAAUUUUGAAAUUCCUUUAGAAAUGAAAUACAAAAAUUACACCAAGAUUCAAUUAUUAGAGUAUGUAUACUGA
Paramecium tetraurelia is the source of this 1359-nucleotide messenger RNA. RefSeq lists its product as uncharacterized. Gene Ontology annotation, biological process: peptidyl-serine phosphorylation; signal transduction; endocytosis. NCBI's taxonomy places the organism in Eukaryota, Ciliophora, Oligohymenophorea, Peniculida, Parameciidae. Gene Ontology annotation, molecular function: ATP binding; protein serine/threonine kinase activity. Gene Ontology annotation, cellular component: nucleus; cytoplasm. The transcript has 3 exons. The record is from RefSeq and is a predicted model, not a curated record.